CUCCCCUCCCCAGCUACUCCAGUUUCUUCACUAAGGGUCUGUGCAAAAUUGGGGAGGGGGAGUGGCGGCGGAGACAGAGAAAGGGGUAAAGGAGUGGUUUUUUUUUUUUUUAAGAUUUGCGCAUGCCAGGUGUAAGUCAGCUGAGGUCCCUCCUCCCCGAUUCACGAUUGUGUGUGUGUGUGUUUUUGAAAAAUUGGGAAUAGAUUUGCCAAUUGUGUAACUCCUCCCGAUCUGGUGAGUGGAAGGGAAGCGGUUUAUCUUCCUUAGGGCUAGGGAGGUUGCUGAAUAAGGCUCCGCUGCACUUGGGAGAGACCGCUGCACUUGGGAGAGACCGCAGUGAAGAGACCAGCUUGUAAAGUGAGCCCAGAGAGAAAGGCUGCUUUUCUUUCCUUCCUUUCCCCUCUGAUUCACUCCUUCUGUCUCUUCCACAACCCCAUCCAGUCAAGCCUUCCGACUUCCCCUCCUUUCCCAGACACCAAAUCAACAGGCACCCGGAGAGAUAGGGAGGAGGAGGAGGAGGAGGAGGAGGGGGUGGCACGGAGGGGUGAGAGCUAUGGAUAUUCUCUGCCCCCUGCUCCAAUUUCUGCUCGCUGUCUGGUGGACUGGUGUAGGGGCUCUGAUCAACUUGAAGUAUUCGGUGGAAGAAGAGCAAAGAGCUGGCACUGUGAUUGCAAACAUUGCCAGAGAUGCCCGAGACGCGGGAUUUGUGCUGGAUCCUCGCCAACCCACGGCUUUCCGAGUGGUGUCCAACUCGGCACCGCACCUGGUGGACAUCAACCCUGGAUCGGGGUUACUAGUGACUAAGCAGAAGAUUGACCGGGACUUACUUUGCAGACAAAGCCCCAAGUGUGUGAUCUCUUUAGAGGUCAUGUCGAGCUCCAUGGAGAUCUGCGUGAUCAAGCUGGAGAUCAAAGACCUCAAUGAUAACGCUCCCAGUUUUCCCACCGAUCAAAUUGCGCUGGAGAUCUCCGAGACAGCCAGCCCGGGGACCAGGGUACCACUUGAAAGUGCUUACGAUCCGGACUCGGGCAGCUUUGGGGUGCAGAGUUAUGAGAUCACCCCCAACGAUCUCUUUGGCUUGGAAACCAAAACCCGAGGGGAUGGUUCUCGCUUUGCCGAGCUGGUGGUGGAGAAGAGCCUGGACCGAGAGACCCAAUCUCAUUACAGUUAUAUGAUAACAGCUUUGGAUGGUGGUGACCCGCCCAACUUUGGAACGGUGGAGUUAACUAUCAGAGUCAUUGACUCCAAUGACAAUAACCCUCUCUUUGAAGAACCGUCUUACACCGUUAGUGUGCUGGAGAACGUUCCUCCAGGCACACCAGUGAUCCGCCUCAACGCCACUGACCCUGAUGAGGGCACCAAUGGGCAAGUCUUGUAUUCCAUCCACAGCUAUGUCUCUGAGAAGGCCAGGGACCUCUUCCAGAUCAACUCUCAGACAGGCCUGAUCACAGUCACUGGUGCGAUUGACUAUGAAGAAGGUCACGCCUAUGAACUGGAUGUACAGGCUAAAGAUCUGGGUCCCAACUCCAUCCCAGCACACUGCAAAGUGACCGUCACUAUACAGGAUGCCAAUGACAACCCCCCUCUCAUUAACUUGCUCUCUGUGAAUAGCGAGCUGGUAGAAGUCAGUGAGAACGCACCUCCAGGCUACGUCAUUGCCUUGGUGAGAGUUUCUGACAGGGAUGCUGGGGCUAAUGGCCGCGUGCAGUGUAAACUGUUGGGCAACGUACCCUUUCGCUUGCAGGAAUAUGAGAGUUUCUCCACCAUCCUUGUGGAUGGACGUUUAGACAGAGAGCAGAGGGACCAGUACAAUCUCACCAUCCAAGCGAAGGACAAUGGAAUCCCAUCUUUGCAGGCCACCAAGUCCUUUACCGUCAAGAUCACAGAUGAGAAUGAUAACCACCCUCACUUCUCCAAACCUUAUUACCAAGUCAUUGUGCAGGAGAACAAUACCCCUGGGGCCUACCUCCUUUCUGUUUCUGCCAGGGAUCCUGAUCUUGGUCUAAAUGGCAGUGUCUCCUAUCAGAUUGUCCCAUCCCAAGUAAGGGAUAUGCCUGUUUUCACCUAUGUCUCCAUCAAUCCCAACUCGGGGGACAUCUAUGCUUUGAGAUCCUUCAACCAUGAGCAGACCAAAUCCUUUGAGUUCAAGGUCUUGGCCAAAGAUGGAGGCAACCCUUCCUUGCAAAGCAAUGCCACCAUCCGAGUGAUUGUCCUGGACGUCAACGACAACACUCCAGUGAUAACAGCCCCUCCUUUAGUCAAUGGGACUGCAGAAGUCUAUAUCCCCAGGAAUGCUGGGGUUGGCUACUUGGUGACCGUGGUCAAGGCAGAUGACUACGACGAAGGGGAGAAUGGGAGACUUUCCUAUGAAAUGGCUGAAGGGGAUCGAGGUUUUUUUGAGAUUGACCAGGUCAAUGGUGAGAUAAGGACCACCAGAGCAUUCGGGGAAAAUUCCAAGACAACGUACGAGCUGAUUGUCGUGGCCCACGAUCACGGGAAAACAUCGCUUUCAGCAUCUGCCUUGAUUUUGAUAUAUCUUUCUCCGGCUCUGGAUGCCCAAGAAUCCAUAGGAUCUGUAAAUUUGUCCCUGAUUUUUAUUAUUGCUCUGGGUUCAAUUGCUGCCAUCCUGUUUGUGACCAUGAUCUUCGUAGCAGUCAAGUGUAAACGGGAUAACAAAGAAAUCAGGACUUACAACUGCAGAAUUGCAGAGUACUCCUACGGGCACCAAAAGAAAUCCUCCAAGAAGAAAAAAAUCAGCAAGAAUGACAUCCGCUUGGUGCCCCGGGAUGUAGAGGAGACGGACAAAAUGAACGUUGUCAGCUGCUCCUCCCUGACCUCCUCCCUCAACUACUUUGACUAUCACCAACAGACUCUGCCUCUGGGUUGCCGCCGAUCGGAAAGCACCUUUCUCAACGUGGAGAAUCAAAACAACCGGAACGCUGGCUCUAACCACAACUACCACCACACCUUCACGGGCCAGGGACCCCAGCAGCCGGAUCUCAUUAUCAAUGGGAUGCCUCUCCCAGAGACCGAAAACUACUCCUUUGAUUCCAACUAUGUGAACAGCAGAGCUCAUUUAAUAAAAAGCAGCUCAACCUUCAAAGAUUUGGAGGGGAACAGCUUGAAGGACAGCGGGCACGAAGAAAGUGACCAGACGGAUAGUGAACACGAUGCUCAGCGGGGCCUGUACUGUGACACAGCUGUUAAUGAUGUUUUGAAUACCAGUGUCACCUCCAUGGGGUCUCAGGUGCCUGAACAAGAUCAGAGUGAAGGAUUCCACUGUCGAGAAGAGUGUCGGAUCCUUGGCCAUUCUGACCGAUGCUGGAUGCCCCGGAAUCCUGCCCCCGCCCGGGCCAAAUCUCCUGAACAUGGAAGGAACGUCAUGUCCCUCUCUAUAGGAGCUUCCAGUGUGGAUACAGAGCUUUACGAAGACUCUAGCACAAAGAGAACUUUUGCAACUUUUGGCAAAGACAGGAGUGAACCCGUUUCUGAGGAACGGGGCCCAGUCACUGUCAAAGGUAAAAGGACAUUGGAUCCACCCAUCUGUAGCCCAAAGGUGAACGGGGCCGUCCGGGAGGCUGGGAAUGGUUGUGAAGCUAUCAGUCCCAUCACCUCGCCCGUCCAUUUGAAGAGUCCCUCGUCCAGCAAAGCGUUGGUGUCCUAUAGCAUAUUUCACUGCCCGUCCAGUCGCGACUUAGAGCCGUUUGUAACCAAUGGUCCCUCCAGGCCUAUGGAAGCAGAGCCGAGGGGCUUGGACAGUGAGACCACAGUGCAUGAAAUUAACCCUCUUCUACAAGAAUGUAGAGAGAAAGACUCACCCGGCGUGAAGAGGCUAAAGGAUAUUGUACUCUAAGCGGUCCCGCAGAUGGAACAAACCCAACGCAUCCGUCACCAAACACAAUUCACCAUUUUUAAGAGCUUACUGACAGUUCACCAGGCAAAAGUUGCUGUAUUUAGAAGCUUUCCUUCAAUGUAUUGUUUAUAAAAAUGAAGCAAUCGUUAAUGUGACAAUCUCAUAUGGUUCAUCAGGGGGCUAGUGAAGCAAAAUGAACACCAUUUUUAUUUUCCUUUCCCCCUAUUUCCUCUCUAGCCGGGUAAGUGACGUAGGGCCCUUUGGGUUGACGGAAGUAUUAUCCAUAAAGUGUUUGGAAUUCCCGGUGGGUUUUUUUUCCAGAUAAAGCAACCUUGGCAAGAAAUGGGUUGACAAUUGGGUCUCUGGCGAAUUUUGGGGGGAAAAGCCCUCCGAUUCUGUCUUAGGAGAUCUGUAAUGUGGUGCCCUUGAUUUAGAUGGGGGGCAGCUGUGUACUAGGAACUUGGUUGUACUUAUUCAGGACCUCUUGAUGUGGGCAAAGUGCCUCCCCCUCAUUAGGGUUCAGUGUGAAAACAAACAAACAAAACCAUUUGUAGUCGAUACCUAAUCCUAUGGAGCUCCUGAUCUGCCCUGUAUCUGGAGUGAAUUCAUAUUCUAAGAUGGUGCUCUUUUGCUAUGAAUCUCCCUUCGAUCUGGAGAGCUUUCUGCUACCCCAUGCUUCUCUGUACUAUUAUCGUAUUUGAUAUCGCAAAAUCCUGUGUGUCGAGUGUUGGGGGGGGGGAAAGGGCUUUUCAAGUUUUUGGGUUCUUUUUUUGUUGUUGUAAUUGUGGUUGUGGUUGUGUUCUAUGAACAACAAUCUAAGACUUGGGGAACCUGCAGAAAUUUAAGAGUCCCAGUUUCUGAUCAUUUAGCCAGGUGAAAAAACUGUGCAGUUUUUUCUUCUUCUUUUAUUUCUAUACCUUGUUUGCAAAAGAUGCAAAGUGCUGAGGUCAACUUCUUUCUUUCUUUUUUUCUUACAACCUCAAGGAAGGGUAUGAUGUUAUUUCUCCAAACUUUGAUUUCCAGGUGUUGACCUUGCCUAUACAUUACUCUUUUGGCUUAUCUAGAGACCAGUGAACUGAGCUUAGAGCUUAAUAAGUCAUUCCUGUAUACCAGUGGUUCCCAAUCUUUCUGGCACAGGGACUGGUGAAUUUUUCCACGGAUUGGGGGUGGUGGUGGUUUCAGUUUCAUUCACUCGCCUAUCACUCACCUCCAGCUGUGUAGCCCAGUUCCUAACAGGCCAUGGACCAGUACCGGUCCAUGGUCCAGGGGUUGUGGACCCCUGUUAUAUACUAUAAGGUAAGCAUUCAUUCCAUAAGCAUCCUAUCCUAAGUAAUGCACUAACUACGUGUAUUGUCUUGUUUGUAUGUAGUUUGGGUAGCCCAGUGGCCCAGAUCAUUGUACUUCAUGUUGGGCUAAAAUCUGCCUUGCGGUUUCUCAGAAGUGUUCUUUCCUUGCCAAAGACGCUUCUGUUUUUCUACCUUAACUCUCAGGGUGCUUGGGAAUUUCCCUUGGUGGUGAUUUGAUUCAGCUUUCUUGUGGAGAUGGUAGAGGAUGUUAUUGUUAGUACUGUUAUUUUCUUUUACACCUCCUUCCAUCUCUCUGAAGUCCGCCUGUUCCAACCAUACUUCCUAUUUGAAGAAACCCGGGAGAGGAUUUCUCUCCUGCCAGCUUCCCUUGAAAUUUAAGGUAAGUUAAGGUGUAAGAUACCUGAUAUGCUCUAAAGCAGGGGUCCCCAACCCCCAGUCUGUGGACCAGCACUGGGCCACGGCAGGCCAGCAACUGGUCCGCACAAACAAGCAAAGCCCCAUCCAUGGGAUGCAGGCAGCACACAAAACCACGCA
Molecule: messenger RNA, 5694 nt
Organism: Crotalus tigris (Tiger rattlesnake)
Lineage: Eukaryota; Metazoa; Chordata; Lepidosauria; Squamata; Viperidae
Gene: PCDH19
Product: protocadherin 19
Exons: 5
Coding region: 554-3853 (1099 amino acids)
Biological process (GO): homophilic cell-cell adhesion
Cellular component (GO): plasma membrane
Molecular function (GO): calcium ion binding
Source: RefSeq, a predicted model, not a curated record